This is a messenger RNA of Closterium sp. Yama58-4, 1116 nucleotides long. The record is from the annotation of a GenBank genome assembly. Lineage: Eukaryota; Viridiplantae; Streptophyta; Zygnematophyceae; Desmidiales; Closteriaceae.
AUGGGGCGCUACACCGCCAUAGGCAGGCGAGGGAUCGGUCCGCGGGUCGCCAGCACGCGAUUCAUGCGACACCUCAUGCUCGUCGCCGCUGUCACGGCGACACUCCUCUCUGUCGCUCAGUCCAGUGCUGAACCCGCUUCCAACCCCAUGGAACCUGCUUCGGACCCCAUGGAACCUGCUUCCGUGCUUCCUCCUAGUCCCUUUUACUCUACCUCUCAACCGAGCCCAACCACUCACAACUGCACUUGCCCUCCUGUUACCACUACUCCUCCUGAACCCACCCCCUGCUCUCCUGAUACAGUCACCACACUCCCGCGCCAGCACGCCUCCCACGUUAGACGCAAAGCGAAACGCAACAAUCACAAGGCAUCCCUCAAUAAUGGCACAAUUUCAGGCACCAAUAUCACUCCAAGCUCUCCAAAUUCCAACUGCAGCAGCAGCGCCGGCCAAAACCCUACCAAGGGUGACCCGCACCUGAUUGGUCGGCACGGCGAGAAGUUUGAAUUCCACGGCCAGGAUGGAGCGAGCUACUGCCUCGUGAGCGAUCGGAAAGUCCAGAUCAACAUGCAUCUGUUCGCUGGCGCAAAAAAUGGGAGCACAUAUAUUGAUGAAAUCGGGGUGGUAACCAGCUCAGGCAUCAACAUCGUUGUUUCUGCACAGUCAGCAGCUGACGUGUCACCUGAGGGGGUGCAGGGCCAGCUGGAGGUGAACAGUGCAUCGCUUCCAGACGACAUCCUGACCAUCGAUCUGCUCCGGCAUACGGUCAGGGUCGAGCGGCGCAAGGCAAGAAUGCGGGUGCGCGUGCGAGGGGUGGUGGAUCUGACGGUUGACAUUCUUCCUGACCUCUCACGCAAGACCCAUCCCAAUUAUCUGAACAUUCGCAUUGCCAGCCUGCAUGCAUCCCGCAAGGUGCAUGGCAUCAUAGGGCAGACAUACCAGGACUCUGCUUCACGCCUGUCCAGAUUCAGCGAAUCUCAGGGAAAGAACGGGCCAGCGAAAGAGAGGGUCAUUAUUGACGGCACAGAACAUGACUACAAGACGUCGGGUAUUCUGGAUGCUGAUUGUAAGUUCCAGCAAUUUGGAAAGAAAUCCGCUGGCCACCGUCACUCUAAAUAG